This is a messenger RNA of Colletotrichum graminicola M1.001, 1527 nucleotides long. RefSeq names its product histidine acid phosphatase. NCBI's taxonomy places the organism in Eukaryota, Fungi, Ascomycota, Sordariomycetes, Glomerellales, Glomerellaceae. The transcript is spliced from 2 exons. Gene Ontology annotation, biological process: dephosphorylation. The record is from RefSeq and is a predicted model, not a curated record. Gene Ontology annotation, molecular function: phosphatase activity. The coding region runs from base 1 to 1527 and encodes 508 amino acids.
AUGGCCCCCAAAGGUUCCUCUCUGCUCGCCGCUCUCGCUAUCCUCGGCAGCGGCGCUGCGAAUGCCGCCACCGCCGGCGUCGACGUGAGCUGGCACGCGCCCGCCAAGUCGGACGUCAACGACCUCGCGACCGUCAUCAACGGCGAGGGCGUCUGGGGCUUCAUCUACGAUACCUCCGAGACCCCUGAUGACAAGUAUGGCCAGUACAACUGGUGCAACAUGCCCCAUGUGCGCAAGACGGAGUAUGUGAAGCCAUCGGACGAGUACGAGCUCAAAUACGUCGAACUGGUCCAUCGCCACCACAAGCGCACGCCUUACGCCGCCAACGCCUUCCCGGUGGAGUCGUACCAGUGGAACUGCGACGAGCAGGGCCUCUUCUACUACGGUGAGCCCUUUGCCAGCGGCAACAAGCCGGCAAAGACGUACUGGAAGGUCUACAUCUCCCCCGUCAACCCUUUCGUCCCCGCGGGCUGGAUCGGCACCUGCCAGUUCCCCCAGAUCACCGCCCAGGGCCUCGACGACUCGUGGCUCCACGGCGCCGACCUCUACGGCGUCUACCACGACCUGCUGCGCUUCCUCCCCUCCCGCGACGCCGUCAACUCCCCCGAGUGGCGCCGCCAGGUCAAGUACCGCGUCACCAACAACCAGAUCACCAGCCAGGUCGCCGGCAUGGUCGUCAACGGCAUGUGGGGGACCACUGACUCCCUCGCCCUUGGCAUCCAGGCCGCUGGCGUCGACUCCCUCGAGCCGCAGUACGCCUGCCCGGCCGGCUCAUCCCUAUUCGACCGCAUCAAGUCCUCGUCCAACGCCGCCUGGGCCCAGCAUCUCGCCGCCGCCGGCCCGCUCUACGCGACGCUCGACGACAUCUCGGGCGUUCCCGUAGACGACGCGGGCUUCCACGUCUCCCUGGACCACUACUACGACAACCUGUCCGCCCGGCAGUGUCACGACAAGUCCCUCCCCUGCAAGCUCGUCGACGGCGUCAACAGCACCACCUGCGUCACCCAGGACCUCGCCGACGCGGCGUACCGUUUGGGGCACUGGGAGUACUCUCAGAUCUACCGCGAUGCUCCCGACUCCCUUGCCGCCAGCGUCGCGACAUGGGGUGUUUGGAUCGCCGAGCUGGCCACGCACCUCCGCGCUGCUGUCAAGGGCGAGAGCGAGACCAUCUACUACCACAACGUGGCCCACGACGGCUCCGUCUCGCGGCUGCUCUCGAUACUGCAGAUCGACAACAUGGUCUGGCCCGGCAUGGGCUCCGAGGUCGUGUUCGAGCUCUACAAGAAGAACGCAGCCGAUGGCGAAGACCCACCUGCCACAGCCACAUCCGUACCAGGCUCUGGUGUCGGUGUUGGUGUUAGUGAGGGCGGCUGGUACGUGAGGGUACUCUGGGGCGGCCAGGUCUUGAAGUCGUCUAGUCCAGCUUUGGGCCUUAUGGACAUGAUCCCCGUCGAGGCGCUGCUGGCAUACUUUGACGGGCUGGUGGGAGAGAAUGCCAGCCUUGUCAAGGGCAAAUGCAGCGCCUGA